AUGCCUCCCGCGCAGCUUCAUCUGGGAGCGCCCCAGGUGGUCGCUCCGGCGCCUGCGGUCCCUCUUCAGUCGCCACCGCCUUCGGAGCUGAUGGACGUCGACCCCUCAGCCGGGCCGCCUUCCCAAGCGGUGGCUGUGCAGCCUGUCCUGCAGCCGCUUUCCUUGGGCACCCCCAAGGAGUCUGACACCGCAGCGCCUUGUCCGGCGCCCACUCGGCAGCCGUCGACGCAGCGUCAGGAGACGCUGCCUCUCUUCGUGGGUCCCGACGCCCCGUCGCGUCCAGUACCAGAAGCUGCGCCCGUGGUCACAGGCGUGCACCCUGACCUCGGUUUUCAGUCGGUGUUUCCCGAGGCCCCGCGCAGCCAAUGGCUGGGGUGCGGACCGGGGACUGCCACCGACAACAGUCUCCGCCCCGGUCUCUUCUGCUACGCCUGCGGCCAGACCCCUCCCCCGCCGUCGACGCUCGCCACGUCAUUAUUCAACGACGGUGCGACGAUUUGGGGGGGAGGAGUGUUAUAUCCUAGCCAGUAA
Schistocerca nitens (vagrant locust) is the source of this 531-nucleotide messenger RNA. RefSeq lists its product as uncharacterized. The transcript has a single exon. The record is from RefSeq and is a predicted model, not a curated record. The coding region runs from base 1 to 531 and encodes 176 amino acids. NCBI's taxonomy places the organism in Eukaryota, Metazoa, Arthropoda, Insecta, Orthoptera, Acrididae.